Messenger RNA from Onthophagus taurus, 415 nucleotides. It is a transcript of the gene COX7AL, whose product is annotated as Cytochrome c oxidase subunit 7A-like. Gene Ontology annotation, biological process: mitochondrial electron transport, cytochrome c to oxygen; regulation of oxidative phosphorylation; mitochondrial respirasome assembly. Lineage: Eukaryota; Metazoa; Arthropoda; Insecta; Coleoptera; Scarabaeidae. The record is from RefSeq and is a predicted model, not a curated record. Gene Ontology annotation, cellular component: respiratory chain complex IV.
UUAAUAUGAAACUAACUUCACGUUGAAUGCCACCAUAUUGGAAUUUCCCAAAUCCUAGAUAAAGUAAUUUUUGGCUAGAAUUCGCAUUUAAGUAACCAUGAACACUUCCGGGAAAACUUUGGUGUUAGCACAAAGAUUUGUUCGUCAUUUCGGACAAACGGCUGCCCGUAAUUCAAGCGUUACUGGUGAAACCGCCUCUACCAAAUUCCCAGCAUUAAAGCAAGCCCAAAAGCAUUUUGGGAUUGAAGAUCAUGUCCCUGUAUACCUCAAAGGAGGAGUGGGAGAUAAAAUCAUUUAUAUAGCUACUGUAGGGCUAACAUUGCUUGGUUUAGGUAUGAGUGGUGAAGUGUUGUAUAAGUUAUCUUUUAAGUAAUUUUAAUAAAGACAAAAUGUAGUAAAAAGAUGUAAAAAAAAA